Messenger RNA from Acanthamoeba castellanii str. Neff, 630 nucleotides. RefSeq names its product CRAL/TRIO domain containing protein. Lineage: Eukaryota; Discosea; Longamoebia; Acanthamoebidae. Gene Ontology annotation, molecular function: phosphatidylinositol transfer activity. The transcript is spliced from 5 exons. The record is from RefSeq and is a predicted model, not a curated record. Bases 1 to 630 code for a protein of 209 amino acids.
AUGCUCCUGCGCUACGUGCGGGCGCGAUCCACACUCGACGAAUCCAUCGCCAUCCUCAAGACCACCAUCGAAUGGCGAGCUGAGAACAAGCCGGAGGAGAUGCGGCUGCAGAAGGCCAGCUUCGAGUCGGUGCUCAAGUCGGGCCUGGUCUACUGGCACAAGCACGACAAGCAGGGCCGGCCGUGCGUCGUGGUCUUCCCGCGCCAACACUUCCCCGGCAAGACCACCCUCGAGUGCACCUACCAGGCCUGCGUCUACUUCCUCGAAAGCGCCCGAAACAAGGUGAUAAACGAGGGAGGACCUUCGCAAUACGUGCUCAUCUACGACAUGAAGGACUUCUCGUUCACCAAGAACAUGGACGUGGAGGCCAUCCGAAAGCUUUCGAAGCUGCAGGACGUGUACCCCGAACUGCUCGGUGCCGCGUACCUCAUCAACACGCCGUGGCUCGUCAGCACCCUGAUGAAGCUCCUCUACGCCGUGAUGACCAAACAGACCAUGGCCAAGGUCAAGCUGCUGUCGGGCAACGGCAAGGAGGAGCUGAGGGAGUACUUUGACGAGGACUGCCUGCUGCCGGAGCACGGCGGCACGUCCGACUAUGUGUACCAGUACGACCCCAGCAGCGACGCCUAA